GGGGGGGGGGCGUGUGUGUCGGACGGUGUGCUGUGAGCGCAUUGCGUGGGCAUCCAGUCAGGCCUGGGGAAGUGCUGCAGCGCGCCGUUGUUGAGCUGAAGCCGGAGUGGGAGCCGUGGGGCCCGUUCUUAGCUUCGAAGCUCAAGUUUCCUGUGACGACGUACCAGCGGAAGUAUUCCGUGGCGAGCGGCUCUAAAGAUGCGCGCCGUCCCUUCUGGAGGCGGCGUCGCCUGCGACGUGCGACAGGCCCUUUCAAUUUUCUUUACGACAGCUCAUUCAGGGAUAGUGCAAUCCGCACCCCAACAAUGCUUGGCCUCACACCCUGGCUGCGUGUCCGUUUUUUAAAUGCGCAAUGGAGCUUCGUCAGCUCCAACGUUUCUUCCUUGCCUCACAUGAUUUCUAUUUUAUUUCUUGCUGCUAUUGCUGUUUUGUCUGCUUUUUGUUUUCUUUCGAUUCUCUCGCACACGGGCACUGAGCCUUGGAGGAAAGAGUGUGUGGGGGUGGGUAGGGUAUAA
This is a messenger RNA of Trypanosoma grayi, 515 nucleotides long. RefSeq lists its product as hypothetical. NCBI's taxonomy places the organism in Eukaryota, Euglenozoa, Kinetoplastea, Trypanosomatida, Trypanosomatidae. The record is from RefSeq and is a predicted model, not a curated record. The annotation marks the transcript as partial. The transcript has a single exon.